AUGUUCGUUUUCGGAUCCUUCAAACGCUUGCCUACCGGUGGUAUCUCAAACACACUGAUUAGCGGCUGUGUUUCUCGUUAUAAUACAAAAGUUAAUGAGAUAUUUUUCAACCGGAAACGAGAACUUGUCAAGUUCACAAAUGCAUUCAGUGCUACUCCGGAACUUCAUGUUAUUUUAGGACCUCCUAGUACUGGGAAAACGGCCUUGGUUCGUGAGAUAACAAGUAAAGGCAAUUUCAAACCUCUUUUUAUCGACUGCCGUAUAGGACAAUUUGACACUCCAACGACCGUAUAUAAUUCGAUUUCCAUGCAAUUCAAAUCAUUCUUCGAUGAACGAAAGACAUUCCUGAAAAAAACAUUGCCAGAAACGGAGAUCAGGGCCAAGCUUCCUUAUUUUUUUAAUUUAAAAUUCAAGCUAUUUGAUGAGAAAAAGGAAGAAAUUACUUCUAAUACUGUCAGUGAGUUACUUGGUAAAAUUGCUAAUGCUCUUCCGAAUUGGAGCUUUUGGAAAGGUUACGAUGUAUCUCCACCCAUUUUGAUCAUUGAUGAAGCAAACUUGCUUAGUCAACUUGGUGACAAUUCGAAGGAAGGGCAAUUCUUCUUAAAUCAUUUCUUAACUGGCUUGUGGCGAAUACGAAACAAGAAAAGCGUUUUCACGCUCAAUGUAAAGGCUUAUAAUUCUCUAAUCCGCAUUUAUUGCCUAGUUUUGCGAAGCCCACAUGUAACCCCGUAUGUUGUCGGAGAUUUGAGUAGGGAAGAAGCCGAAAAAUAUUUUGAAAAGCAUAUUCUCCCUCGAUAUGAAUGCAAAGAACUCGAAGGCAAAUUUGAUCGCAUCCGCAGAAUAACGGGUACACGCAUGCUGAUUAUUGAUAGGUAUGUUAAAGAAUACAAAAAUUGCGAAGGAAAACUUGAAGAUAUCCGAUUUUCAGUUUAUGAAUCAGAAUAUCAUAGUUUGAAACGUGGUCUAUAUCCUGAUAAAUUAAGGUAUUUAGAUAAGCCUACUCCACCAUUCUGGAAAGGUCGCGAUUUGAUCGUUACUAUGGAUGCAAUAGUAAAAGCAGAAGAUCAAGGAUAUAUUUUAGAAGAUGAUUUGAUUGAAAUGAUCGGUUCUGAUCAAGUUGAUUCACUUGUAGAUUAUAAUUUUUUGCACCGUCGACCAACCUCACGAUUUGCUAAUGACAUCAUUGACCCGCCGAAUAAAAUAAUUCUCACUGCUACGAAUCAGCCAUCAUUGCGCGCGAUGGAACAAGUUUUAUCUGAAGUUACUCAAAGAAAAAAAUAA
Molecule: messenger RNA, 1281 nt
Organism: Funneliformis caledonium
Lineage: Eukaryota; Fungi; Glomeromycota; Glomeromycetes; Glomerales; Glomeraceae
Source: the annotation of a GenBank genome assembly